Messenger RNA from Prunus dulcis (almond), 1608 nucleotides. RefSeq names its product cysteine-rich receptor-like protein kinase 25. Gene Ontology annotation, molecular function: protein kinase activity; ATP binding. The record is from RefSeq and is a predicted model, not a curated record. The transcript has 5 exons. Gene Ontology annotation, biological process: protein phosphorylation. NCBI's taxonomy places the organism in Eukaryota, Viridiplantae, Streptophyta, Magnoliopsida, Rosales, Rosaceae. The coding region runs from base 85 to 1608 and encodes 507 amino acids.
GCUCACCUAAACCUGUCUUAUUUACACAUUGGAGGAGGAGGUGAUCGUGAUCAUCAGGAAGAGGUUAUUGAUUUGAUUAUCAAAAUGCCUUCCUUCAAUCUCAAUGUGUUGAUGACCCUUGUGCUUGGCUUGCUUAGCCUUAGCAGUUUGAGUGAAGCUGAAUACCGCUACAACGUCUGUUCUAACACAACCAGUUUCACUCCCAACAGCACCUACGAAUUAAAUCUUAAUCUCCUCCUCUCCUCUCUCACCUCCAACGCCACCCGUGAACUCGGUUUCUACAACACCACUGCCGGCUCCCAAGAUCCCAACGCUGCAGUUUACGGUUCCUUUCUAUGCCGUGCUGAUCUCACAUCCGAUGCAUGCAAAGAUUGUGUAGCCACCGCAGCCAGAGAAACGGUCAAAAAGUACUGCCCCUUAAGAAAAGUCACUAUAAUUUGGUACGAUGAUUGCAUGUUACGCUACUCAAACGUGUCUUUUUUCGGCAAUAUGGAUGAAGCCCCAGGAGUUUCUUUGUUGAACGUGGCAAAUAUUCCUGAUCCAAACCGGUUUAAUGACGUACUGUUGGAAACAAUCACUGGCUUGGUGCCUGUGGCAGCAAAUGCGACCUCCGGAGCUAAAAAGUUUGCGGCAAAAGAAGCAAACUUUACAGCGUUGCAGGAGUUGUACAGCCUUGUGCAAUGCACUCCGGACCUGUCAAGCACCGCCUGUGAUCGGUGUCUUCGAGCAGCUAUUGCAGAUCUUCCGGCUUGUUGUUAUGGGAAGCAAGGAGGAAGAGUUUUGUAUCCUAGUUGUAAUGCUAGAUAUGAAAUUUAUCCAUUUUAUACAUUUGUUACUGCCCCUCCUCCGCCACUGCUUCUUCCUCCUCCACCUCCAGCUUCAGUUACAAGGUCUCAAGGAAAUGAUGACCAAAUCUCAACUUUGGUCAUAGUGGCCAUUGUGGUUCCAAUUGCCAUAUUGCUCUUUUUGGUAGGCUGCUGUUUCUUAAGAAGAAGAGCAAGGAAAAAGUACAAAGUUAUACAACAACAAAAUGUGGGGAACGAAAUUAAUAGCGUGGAGUCAUUGCAGUUUGAUUUGCGUACAAUUGAAGCAGCCACAGACGAUUUCUCUGAUCAGAACAGAUUAGGGGAAGGUGGCUUUGGUGAGGUUUAUAAGGGUACACUUCCUGAUGGGCAACAAAUAGCUGUGAAGAGGUUAUCUAGAGGCUCCGGGCAAGGUGCCGAAGAGUUUAAAAAUGAGGUGGUUUUGGUAGCUAAGCUUCAGCACAGAAAUUUAGUGAGGCUAUUGGGAUUUUGCGCUGAAGGAGAAGAAAAGAUACUUGUUUACGAACUUGUGGAGAACAAAAGCCUUGACCACUUUCUAUUCGACUCUGAGAACCACGUAAAAUUGGAUUGGUCAAGCAGAUACAAGAUUAUUGGUGGGAUUGCUCGAGGGCUUCUCUAUCUCCAUCAAGAUUCUCCGCUUAAAAUCAUACAUCGCGAUCUUAAAGCAAGCAACAUAUUGUUAAACGGGGACAUGAACCCAAAAAUUGCAGAUUUUGGCAUGGCAAGAAUAGUUGGAGUCGACCAAACUCAAGGCAAUACAAGAAGGAUUGUGGGAACAAUGUAA